UGUCGGAGUUGUAUUUAUAUUUUGAGAUGUGUCAUUGUAUAAUAUAUUUAUAAUUUGAGCUUUUACAAUCAGCCAUUACCACAUUAGUAUAAGCACGAGGGUUCUCACCCAUGAGCUCUGAAUAUUACAUGCCCAGAACAGAAGAGAUAAAACAUGAACAAAAGCAAAAGGGAGUUAUGACACCUCCGUAGGAAACCUUUUUCAGAAGUAUUUAAAUUCACUCUUGCUCUUUCUUUUUGAGUAACUUGAUUAGACAUACAGCACGGUUGUUAUGUAUAUUGAUCUAUCCUUUCUGGGGCUUUCAAGUAGAAGUAACAGCCCAUGUUCUUGUUACUAGCUACAUGGUCAAUGUUCAACAGUCUCCUGAGAAACGAAAGAAUACCCUCGCUGUGUAUACGUAUCAUGAAGUGCUGUUCACAUGCCACGGUGUAGUUCCUGCUGUCUGUGAGCAUGUUAGGCCGAUAAAGGAAUUGGAAUGGGGGGGUUCGACCCAGCUGAGUUGAUUGCGGGUCUCUGUGGUACAGACGCCGGGGACCCGUUCCCCGUUUGGCAGAACGGAACCAUCGUGCCCUGCUUCAACCAGCUGGUUUUGGGUGUCUUGCCCCACAGUGGCCUAGCGGUCUGCAGCGCCUUCUACCUGAGCAUCCCACGACGCAGACCCAUCCUUCAGUAUGGCUGGACCCUCAGGCUUGUCUCGACUCUGCUGUUGGUCCUCCUCUUCACUGUGGACCUGGUGCUGGCGGGCCUCCAACGCCAGGUCCACCUGUCCCUGGACUGCCUGGCCGACGGCUGUGCCCUCCUGGCCUGGCUUCUCCACCUCGCUGCCUCCCUGGCUCUCCAGGUGUCCGCGGCGUGGAGCCACAGACGGGGCCCCACGCUGCUGGUUCUGCUGGUUCUCCUCUCUGUUCCGAACCUGGUGUUCACCCUGGUGGCGGGCGCCAGCACCGCUCUGGACCCUACCCGGUCGCUCAGACUGACCCGCUUCAUUCUGGCCGCGGCCCGGACGCUCCCUCUGGCUGCGUACCUCCUAGCGUGGGCCUUCCCGUGCGUCUACAGCGGCGCCGCUUAUGAGUUACAGAUCGACAGCGGCGUCGAUGACGGUGGCGCGCUGGAGAGCGCCCCCCCCGAUACGGGCGCCAUGGUGGCGGAGGACGGCAGCGGCUGCUCCUCCCGCCUGUUCUAUCGCUGGCUGGACCCGCUGCUGGAGCGCGGCCGCCGCGGGCAGCUGGACGGGCUGGGCCACGUCUACCACCUGCCCCGGGCGCUCCGCACCGGCGUGGUCACGCGGCACUUCUCCAGGUGCUGGCAGGCCAGCCGGCGGGGGGCGUCAGCCGGGGUGAGAGGGGGAGGGGCACGAGGAGGGGAGUGGCCCCGACCCGUCAGCCGGCGCCUCCCGGCCGGCAGCCGGACCCCCCCUCAGGAGGAGGCGCUGCCGGAGCUGGGCGGGGACGUGCGUCUCUUGGGGGUGCUGCACCGGGCCUUCGGGUGGUGGUACUACGCCCUGGGCGCGCUGAAGCUGGUGGGGAACCUGCUGGGCUUCGCCGGCCCCCUGCUUCUCGGCCAGCUGGUGGGCUUCAUGGAGGACCCGGACGCCCCGCCGAGUCGGGGGGCUCUGGUCACCCUGGGGCUCUUCUCCAGCUCGCUGCUCUCUGCCUUCCUCAGGAACCUCUACGGCUUUCACGUGUCCAAGGUGGCGUUGUCGGCGCGCGCGGCCGUCGUCACGGCGAUCUACGGCAAGGCGCUGCGGGUGGGCAGGGUAGGGCUGGCGCGCUUCUCCCUCGGCGAGGUGGUCAACCUGAUGAGCACCGACACAGACCGCGUGGUCAACUUCUGCAAUAGCUUCCACGAGCUGUGGAGUCUGCCCGUGCAGUUCUCCAUCGCCCUCUACCUGCUGCACCUGCAGGUGGGCAUUGCCUUCCUGGGGGGGCUGGGCGUGGCCCUGCUCCUCGUCCCCCUAAACAAGCUGCUGGCCUCCCGUAUCCUGGACAACAACAAGCACAUGCUCCGGUACAAGGACAGCCGUGUCAAGCUGGUCACCGAGUUGCUGUUCGGUAUCCGCGUCAUCAAGUUCUACACCUGGGAGCCCCACUUUGCCCACAAGAUCUCAGACUGCCGCCAACGCGAGCUGUCUCACCUGAAGACCAUCAAGUACCUGGACGCGGUGUGUGUGUACACCUGGGCCGCGCUGCCUGUGGUCGUCUCCAUCCUCACCUUCCUCACCUACGUGCUGCUGGGACACCAGCUCACCGCCACCAAGGUGUUCACCACGCUGGCCCUGGUGGGCAUGCUCAUCCUGCCUCUGAACUGCUUCCCCUGGGUGCUCAAUGGGGUGCUGGAGGCCUACGUCUCCCUGGAGAGGAUCCAGCGCUUCCUUCAGCUGCCCAACCAGGACCUGCAGGCCUACUAUAGCCUGGCAGCCCCAGAGGACCAGCAGACGUCAGUUCUGCUGAGCGAGGGGUCCUUUUCCUGGCUGGGGCCUGGGGGGUCCGAUCCUCCUGGGCCUAGAAGAGAUGAGGGCUAUGGAGAGGGCAGCGGGAGCCUUCUGCUGCAUGCCUUGGACCUCAGCAUACCUAAGGGCUCUCUGGUUGUGGUCGUGGGGAGAGUGGGCUGUGGGAAGAGUUCCUUACUGGCAGCCAUUACUGGAGAACUGACCAGGCUGAGUGGGGCGGUCCACGUGGUGGGCCGGGAGGGCGGCUUCGGUCUGGCUACCCAGGAGCCCUGGAUCCAGCAUGCUACGGUGCGCGACAACAUCCUGUUUGGCAGGAAGUACGACUCUGUAUUCUACCAGGCGGUCGUGGAGGCCUGCGCACUCUCCGAUGACCUCAACGUGCUGCCCCAGGGAGACCGGACGGAGGUGGGCGAGAACGGAGUGACCCUCAGCGGGGGUCAGAAAGCACGCCUGGCGCUGGCCAGAGCCGUCUACAUGGAGAAGGACAUCUACCUGCUGGAUGACCCGCUGGCCGCCGUGGACGCCCAGGUGGCUCAGCACCUGAUGCAGAAAUGCAUCAUGGGAAUCCUGCGGGGAAAGACCAGAAUCCUUUGCACUCACCGCAUAGAGUUUGUGGAGCGGGCGGACCUGGUGGUCCUCAUGGACAACGGGACCAUCGUCAAGACAGGUACGCCAUCAGAAAUCCUGCCCCUGGUGGAGGCGGGUCCAAAACAGCACAGGAAUGACCGCAACGCUGAGCAGAAAGGUGGUGCUGAGGUGGAGCUGGCGGAGGGGGUUUCCAGUUUGGAGGUGGAGGAGAAGUUGGUGAUGGUGGAGGAGGACGAAGACCGGACGGGGGAGGAGCAUAAGGAGGCGGGGGGGCUGGCGUGGGCGGUGUACCGGGCGUACUGGCGGGCGGUGGGAGGAGCCCUGGCCGCAACCAUCCUGCUGUCCCUCCUCCUCAUGCAAGCCUCGAAGAACGUGUCUGACUGGUGGCUGUCGCACUGGAUAUCAGAGCUGAGGAACAACGGCUCCACAUGGAGCAAUGGUUCCGACACAGAGGCCUUCACCUCACCCCACCUGCUGCUCUUCUCUCCUGGGGGACUGACGGCCCCGCUGUGUUCCCCGACAGCCUCCCCCUUCUCCAACAUCAGCUCGGACGUGAAGUUCUACCUGACGGUGUACGCCUCCAUCGCCUCCGCCAACACCCUCUUCACGGCCGCACGGGCCUUCCUCUUCGCCUUCGGCGCCAUCCGCGCCGCCACCGUCGUCCACGACCGCCUGCUGGGCCGCGUCCUCCAGGCCACCAUGGGUUUCUUUGACGCCACCCCGACGGGGUGCGUCCUCAACCGCUUCUCCUCGGACGUGUCGGGCGUGGACGACGGCCUGCCCUUCGUGCUCAACAUCCUGCUGGCCAACGUGUUCAGCCUGGCGGGCACCCUGGCCGUCAUGGCCUGGAGCCUCCCCUGGGUGCUGGCCGCCCUGCUGCCCCUGGCCCUCCUCUACCACCGCACCCAGCGCUUCUACCGCCACUCGUCCCGCGAGCUCAAGCGCCUCAGCAGCGUCACGCUGUCGCCCCUCUACUCGCACUUCUCCGAGACGCUGAGCGGCCUGGCCACCAUCCGGGCUAGCCACGCCUCCGCCAGGUUUGAGGAGGAGAGCGUGAGGCGCCUGGACAACAACCAGCGCUGCUUGUUCCUAAGCAACGCCGCCAUGCAGUGGUUGGACAUCCGCCUGCAGUUGGUCGGGGUCGCCCUGGUUACCGGCAUCAGCACCAUCGCUGUCCUCCAGCACCGCUACGGCUCUGUAGACCCAGGUCUGGUGGGACUCUCUCUCUCCUACUCCCUCUCCAUCACCGGCCUGCUGUCUGGGCUGAUCUUCAGCUUCACCCAGACAGAGAUGCAGAUGGUGAGCGUGGAGCGGACGGAGGAGUACUCCACCUGCCUGCCCACCGAACCCCAGGACCACAACCCACAGGUCCCGGCGUCGUGGCCGGAGCGUGGCCAGCUGGAGUUCAACGGGGCGGUGUUGUGCUACGGGGAGGGUCUGACCAACGCCCUGGACGGGGUCACACUGCGGGUGCACCCUGGGGAGAAGGUGGGCGUUGUGGGGCGCACCGGCUCAGGCAAGUCCAGCCUGUUCCUGGCCGUGUUCCGCCUGGUGGAGCUGAACCAGGGGGCCAUCCUGCUGGACGGCCUGGACAUCAGCACCCUGGGCCUGGCCCAACUCAGGUCCAGGCUGGCCAUCAUACCCCAGGACCCCUUCCUGUUCAGCGGGAGUGUGAGGGAGAACCUGGACCCCUGCGGACGCCAUCCUGACCAAAGGCUGCUGGCCGCCGUGCAGGACUGUCACCUGGAGCAGCUGGUGUCCAGGAUGGGUGGUCUGGAUGCAGAGGUGGGGGACCAGGGCAGUCGUCUGUCCCUGGGCCAAAGGCAGCUGCUCUGUCUGGCCAGAGCUCUGCUGACCGAGGCCAACGUUCUGUGUAUAGAUGAGGCCACAGCCAGUGUAGACCAGCAGACAGACCGACUGCUGCAGGAGACCAUCAGAGACAAGUUCAGAGACAAGACGGUCCUGACCAUCGCACACAGGAUCAACACCAUCAUGGACUCAGACCGCGUGCUGGUGAUGCAUGCUGGGAAGGUGGUGGAGUUCGACGCCCCGGCUGCCUUGCUCCAGAACGACCAGUCUCUUUUCAGCAGGCUGGUUGGGGGGGCAGACGAGUGAGGAAGAGGAGGCAGGAGUGGUCCUGCCGAAGGACAUCGUUAUCUGACCAAUCACGGCGUCUGUGGUCCAAACUACUUCUGGCAGGCAAGCUAAGCCAACCAAUCAGUUUGCAGGUUUGAGUCCUCAGCUGGUUCCAAACAGUCUGAGCAAGAAGCAUAAUACAGAGCAACAUUUGAGAACAAUAAGAAAUGCAAACAUAAAUCCACUGUCCUUUUUCACAAUGAAAAACCAAGACUGGAGAGAGACUCUGAUCCGUUACAUCUAACAUCUACGCCUGAACACUACCUCAAGAAGAUGUGCUGCAGGUCUCCUGGCCGGGAGCAUCCACUGCGGUGGCACUGUCUGGUAUCGAGGCAACGCCUCAACACUUACUGAACAGGCCAGCUGCUCUAGAGAGAAGGAUUGACUGGUGUCUUGCUGUGCUUACCCUCUCCCAUAAGAGGGCUGUACAGGCCGACUGUCGGCCGUUCAAACAGUCUGGGCUCUGGGUUUUAUGUGUUCAAACGCAACUUCAAAUGAACGACUGGUUUUGUCAAAUACUGCAGAUCUGGAAUAUAGAUAGAGAUGUAUAUCUAUAAGAUAAAGGGAUAGUUGUCCCGGACACAGGGUCUUCUUUAUUGGGCACUCAACCUUCCAGACACUACACAACUAGCUUUAACACUAUUUUCAACCAACUAUUAAAAACAGGUUUGAAAUCAUA
Gadus macrocephalus (Pacific cod) is the source of this 5852-nucleotide messenger RNA. It is a transcript of the gene abcc10, whose product is annotated as ATP-binding cassette, sub-family C (CFTR/MRP), member 10. The coding region runs from base 476 to 5152 and encodes 1558 amino acids. Gene Ontology annotation, cellular component: membrane. Gene Ontology annotation, molecular function: ABC-type transporter activity; ATP hydrolysis activity; ATP binding. Gene Ontology annotation, biological process: transmembrane transport. The record is from RefSeq and is a predicted model, not a curated record. The transcript is spliced from 21 exons. Lineage: Eukaryota; Metazoa; Chordata; Actinopteri; Gadiformes; Gadidae.